Molecule: messenger RNA, 813 nt
Organism: Colletotrichum abscissum
Lineage: Eukaryota; Fungi; Ascomycota; Sordariomycetes; Glomerellales; Glomerellaceae
Product: methyltransferase domain-containing protein
Exons: 1
Coding region: 1-813 (270 amino acids)
Source: RefSeq, a predicted model, not a curated record
AUGCCGUCAAUUCGCAAUACUGCCUCCGAUGUCCCGGACAUGAACCUCUACAAGCUCAACCGGGUUCACCGCACGCUUGACAAAUUAAAGGAGAAGAACGAAUGGGAGGCAGAAGACACAAAGUCCUUUGACUGCAUGCACUACCUGGGCGAUAGUGCGAUCGAAACGGCUGCCAAGUCUUUGGGCCUGCAAGCCGGGGAGCGGGUGCUCGAUAUCGGAUCCGGGUUCGGUGGCACGGGCAGAUACCUCUACCGACACUUCGAUGCUACGACAGCUGGCAUUGAGCUGCAAAAGGAGAUUCACGACAUUGCUCAGACAAUUAACGCAAAAUCGGGUGCUGAGGCAAAUGCGACAUCCACUAACGGCAACUUCCUCAAACUCGACCCAGCUGAAAUGGGUGCGCCGUUUGACCACAUCGUCUCAUUCCUGUGCAUCCUGCAUAUCCCAGAACGAGAAGCCCUGUUCAAGAAAGCACACAGCGUCCUCAAGCCAAGAGGCAAGAUGUACAUUGAAGACUUCUUUGCCCGAACAUCUCUGGACGCCAAGACUCUCGAGGUCUUGAGAAGCUCGGUUUCCUGUCCGGACUUGCCUGACAAAGAGCAUUACAUUGCAGAGCUCGAGAAAGCUGGGUUCGAGGUCACUGACUGGGUUGAUAUGUCAACCAUCUGGACAGACUUCGUGCAUGAGCGUGCUGAAGCCUACAAGAAAGAUCCGUCGAUAGAUGCUGAUCUCACCGCAUUCUAUGAUGCCGUUGAUGAAGUGUUCUCUGGAGGCCAGGUCGGAGGCACCCGAAUUACAUGUCAAAGAAAGUAA